Molecule: messenger RNA, 1057 nt
Organism: Syngnathus acus (greater pipefish)
Lineage: Eukaryota; Metazoa; Chordata; Actinopteri; Syngnathiformes; Syngnathidae
Gene: tmed9
Product: transmembrane p24 trafficking protein 9
Exons: 5
Coding region: 6-731 (241 amino acids)
Biological process (GO): COPI coating of Golgi vesicle; Golgi organization; endoplasmic reticulum to Golgi vesicle-mediated transport
Cellular component (GO): Golgi apparatus; endoplasmic reticulum-Golgi intermediate compartment; endoplasmic reticulum
Source: RefSeq, a predicted model, not a curated record
GGUUGAUGUGGCACUGCCGCCUAUGCGCAGGCGCAGUAGCGCUCUCUCCUGACAGUAAGAUGGCGCCCGUCAGUUCGUGCUCGGCUCUGUUGACGUUUUUCAUUCUCAAUAUUUUUUACGGCUUCAUCACCGCCUUGUACUUCCACAUCGGAGAAACGGAGAAGAAAUGUUUCAUAGAAGAAAUCCCAGAUGAGACGAUGAUUAUCGGCAACUAUAGGACUCAGCUGUACGACAAACACAAAGAAGAAUAUCUGCCAGCCACUCAGGGUCUGGGCAUGUUUGUGGAGGUCAAAGACCCCGAUGAGAAGGUGAUAAUGUCUCGACAAUACGGCUCCGAGGGAAGGUUCACCUUCACAUCUCACACGCCCGGAGAACAUCAGAUCUGCCUGCACUCCAACUCAUCUAAGUUCUCCCUCUUCGCCGGAGGCAUGCUGAGAGUCCACCUGGACAUCCAGGUGGGCGAGCACGCCAACAACUACGCCGAAAUCGCCGCCAAAGACAAACUAUCAGAACUGCAGCUGCGGGUCAGGCAGCUGGUGGAGCAGGUGGACCAGAUCCAAAAGGAGCAGAACUACCAGAGGUUCCGGGAGGAGCGCUUCCGCCAGACCAGCGAGAGCACCAACCAACGCGUCCUGUGGUGGUCUAUUGUGCAGACCCUGAUUCUGGUGGCCAUUGGCAUCUGGCAGAUGAGACACCUCAAGAGCUUCUUCGAGGCCAAGAAGCUGGUGUAAACGCUCGUUUGUGUGAGUGCAACUUGGGGUGUGCUCCAAGUCUAUAAAGAGAUGCAGUAUAGUGCGGGGAUGCUGUGCACAAAAGUUACUUGAGACCAUUGCUAAUAUUUAUGAUUUCCUUUUGGACGGAAGUAUUUGGAUUAUCCAAUGAAAUGUGAAGCAGGCCCACGGCAUCGCGUACUGACAGAUUCCUAUUUCAAAAGUCGACGUUGACGACUUAAAGUCAUACAUUGUGCUGCAUGUGUGACAUCACGUGUGAUCACUGCACAUUUGAACUCAUGUCAAACUAUUUCAUUUUAGUGUUAUACACCCCCCCCCCCCCCCCC